UAAUAAUGUCGAUGUCAAUCAUAAUUCUUCGUGAUAUCAGAGACGCGCGUCAUUUCACCUGCUCGUCUCGCGCUCCUGAAUCCUGUUCAUGCAGGGGCGCGUGGAGGGACAGAAAGGCUUCACGUGACAUAUAUAAGACAUCAGCAGCGCGAAUUAACGCAAGCUGUAAUGUAAUAUGAAGUAAACUUAUUUUCUUUGGCUCAUAAAAGAUCAUUCAGCGGAUUCAUACUAUCAAUUCGCGUGAAGAUGAAGGAUCCCCCUCCCGCCCGCAGCUGAUGGUUCGCGCCGCGCUGCAGAUCUAUCUCGAGUUUAAAUCGGAAGUGCCGCGAGCGCGCUGACAGUCGCGUUGUAGUUACAUUAUCAAACGUGACGCCGCAGCUGAUAAAGUGGAGCGAUACCGCGCCGCUGGUGGAGCGAUACCGCGGUGGAGUGAUACCGCCGGUGGCAUCGCUGCUUUAAUCAAAUCGUGCGUCGCGUGGCAAAGGACAUGAGGAUGCGUUUUUCUGCUUUGACGCACGCAAUUAAACGUUUGUCUGUUCGUCUCGUUGACGUUUGAGAGCAUCUGAAUGUCUCGCGCAGCGCACAGUUUCAGGAUUAUGACUCAUGUCAGACUCACACACGGACUAACAUCUGCGUAAGAUCAUCGACCUCAAUCAAUGUACAUGCAUGUGAUUUAUUGAACCUCUGCUGUUGGUAGAAAUAAAAGUCUUUUCGCUUGCGUUGAUUUCAUUUCCUAUCACAGGACGGACAGGUGCACACAGACAGGUGUUUCAGUGACUUCUGUGAUUCAGUGAACAUGAAGGAGGUGUGUCGCAUCUGUGCUCGUGAGCUGUGUGGUAACCAGAGGCGAUGGAUCUUUCAUCCGGCUUCCAAACUAAACCUGCAGGUGCUCCUGUCCUAUGCGCUUUGCUGCGACAUGCAGCGAGACGGCCGCUGCGAAUUCAUCUGCAGCAAGUGCUCUUUCAUGCUGGAGCGCAUGUACCGCUUUGACACGGUUAUCGCCCGUGUGGAGGCGCUGUCCAUUGAGCGGCUGCACAGACUCCUGCAGGAGAAAGAGCGUCUGCGCCAGUGCAUUAGCAUGCUUUAUCGCAAAAACAAUCCCUAUAUGACUGAUGGGACGGCGAGGCGCACGCCGGACGAUGCAAAGUACAGUGAUCUUCUGCAGGAUGACCUGGUGUUCUCCAUGUACGAGUCGUGGGUGGACAACGAGGACCAGACGCCCGAGUGCAUCCACGUUUCUCAGUGUACAACAUCAUACGUGUCCUCCGCAUGCCACCGUUCACGAAGGUGCAGAGUUUGCAAAGCAUUGCGCGUUGCCGACUCAGACUAUGAGGCUGUGUGUAAGCUGCCCAGGAAGGUGGCGAGGAGCAUGUCCUGCGGCCCGUCCACACGUUACUCAACAAGCCGCAUGGCAAUCGUGUGUGGCGAGGAGCAGGUGCUGGAACGAGAGAGGCAGCAUGCGAUAUCACGCUCAUCUGAAGGUGAUGGGACACACAGAGGCCACCAGAGCUCCGCCGCAUCGUUGGAAUCUCUGAAUGAUUCGCCACCACAACGUCUCCAGGAGGAUGAAGAAAUGGGCAGGGAAGAGGAAAACAAGCCAAACUCAGACUCUGAGGAUCAGGACGAGGCUGAUGGUCGUACGACAAAGCUUGCGCUGGUGUUGUCUCUAGUUGGGACAUUCGCUCACAGACCGCUGCGGAGCCCUCGUGGCAGUAAGCUCCCUGUGUUGAUAAAGACCGGGUUCUUUCAUGAAGGAACUCCGCAGGACGGCUCAGAUCAGACCUUCAGAAGCCUGUUUGUUGACAGAGACGGUCUGCUCGUAGAACCUAAUCUGUCGCGGAUUCCACCGGAUACAGGGUCAGAACUGGCCCGGAAUGAGGAGCUGUGGCACGAUGAGUACAUGACCUUGUGUGUCCGCAAAUUUCCAAAGAGUCUGAUGGAGGAGCAGCAGUCGCAGUUGAAUCAGUACGAAUGUGCUGCUGGUCAGUGUGUCGGUGAACUGCAGAAAGCGCAGCUGCAGGUUCAAUCGCUGCAGAUGAAGAUCCAUGAAAGUGAGGAUGACAACAAGAAGCUGCAAGAGAAACUGUGUGAACUGGAAACAGAGCUGCGGUCCAUCAGACACACCGUACAGAACCAAGAGAGAACCCUCCAGAACCUCACAGACACCUUGACUACUAAAGACUCUGAGACUCAGGAGCUGCGUCAAGUUAUUGAAGGUCAGAACAGAACAUUGAGUCAACUCAGAGAAACCCAUCACAGCCACAUGAACCAGGCUCCAGACGGCUCAGUGGACUCAGUUGUGUUGUUGCAGAGUUCUCUGUUGUCGUGUCAGAUGGAGUUGGAACGGUGUCAGCGUGAACACAAACUGACAGAGAGAAGCAUGGAGGAUGUGAGACGCUCUGGAGACCGACUGCAGGACCACCUGCAUGAGACCCUACAGCACAGAGAGACAACAGAACAACACAAUCAGGAGCUGCGUGAGACGCUGACACGACUGCGGUCUGAGCUUCAGGUGAAAACACGUGAGCUGAAAGAUCUUGAGAUGAACACACGAUCAGAGAUCACCAACAGAGACAAAACCAUCACACAACUCCAGCAGCGCUUGCAUCACAAACACGCUCUGCUGCAGGAGUAUUCAGAUCUGCUGGAGCGCUCGCCUGACUCCUCUCAAACACAGAAGAGAGACGCAUUACUGGACACGCUGAAGAGUCGCAUUAGAGACAGAGACCGAGCGCUAGAGGGAUCAAUCGAUGAGAAGUUUCGCUGUCUGGAUGAAAAAGACGCUGAGGUGCGUCGACUGCAGCAGGCCAUCCGUGAGAAAGAUGGAGAUCUGGACAGACUGAACACCAUCCUGAAUAACAACAACGACACCAUCACGAGUUUAGAGAAUCUGGUGCGGAGUAAAGACUUGGAUCUGGAGAGGACUCAUGACUCCUGUCAGAAACUCAAGUGCUUGAAACAGAAGAGUGACGAGAAACACCUGAGCGCUAUACAAGAGCGAGACAACAUCAUUCAUCAACUGCACACAGCUCUACACACACACAACACACACACAGAGGAACUGAGGUCAAUGUUGUUAAAGGAGGUGUCGUGCGGUCCUGCUGAUGUCGUACACAAGCUUCAGUCUCACCUGUCUGUGAAAGAGCGUCUGUUACAGGAAGUGAUGUCACAGCACAGCAGACAGCUGCAGGAACACCACAGACACAUCACAGAGCUGUUAGACACCAUCAGCACCAGAGAUCAACACACACAGGAUUAUAUGGUGCAGUCAGGGCAGGUGAUAUCUGAGCGUUUGGCUCAGGUGCAGGAGUUGCGCCGGCAGCUGUUGUCAUGGGAACAGAAGCUGAAUGAGGUGAACAGAGAGAGAGAAAGAGAUGCAGCUGUUCCGGCGGUCAGAGAGCUACAGACCCUCAGCAGUCUUCUUAAAGAGAAAGACACUUUCAUACAGGAGCUGCUGCAGGUUCAGGAUCAGGUGAUGUUGAGCUCCACACCAGCAGAUGCAGUACAGGGUGUGUGUGCAAGCGGCAGAGAUGAUCCUGACAUACAAACUGUUCAAGAGGAAUUACAGCUAACUCUGAGGAAACACAAGCAGACUGAGAUGGAAGUGUUAGAGUUGCGUGGUGCGCUGGAGGCUGCUCAUGACGGCUCACGGUUGUCAGAUUAUCAGUAUUUCCUACAGCAGCUUGUGUCAGAACAGAAGAUCCUGAACGAAUCUCUGAGGUCUGAGACGAAGCUCUAUCAGAACCUCAGACACAUCCAGACUCAGAGAGACAGCGGCGGUGAGAAGAGCGAUGCUGCGCUACACGCUGAACUAAACUCACUUCAGACACUGCGAGGACAGCUGGAAGAAGUUCUGGCGAGGACCCGAGCAAUGUCUGUGGCUCUGGAGCGGGCCGCUCUCACACAGAUGGAUUAUGGAGAAUCCAGCAGUGACGAGGAUGAUGAAGAACACGAGAGCAGCAGCGAGGCUCUUACAGACAGCAUGGAGGAUGAGGACGAUGAUGAGGAGAUCAGAGUUACAGCUCACAGUCUGAGGGAUUCACAGAACACUGGGAUGUCUAACGGACGGAUGAACAUGAGAAUAUUGUCCCGCAAUACGAAAGUAGGGGAGCGAUGUGAUGUAGAGGUGACGGGCCGGACCGAGCAAACUCGCAGCAGAAAAACUCUUCCUAGUCUGCAUGAAAAGAAAGCAGCGCUCCAUCAGAGUGAAACUGGAUCACAGUUGAGAUGUGAAUCAGAAUCUGCGUCCGACUUUGGAUUAAAAGCAGCUGAUGAGGUAUCUGUGAAGUGUGGAUUGUUGGAGAAGCGUGAGCUCCAGACAGGUGAUCACGAGGAAGAGGAGAAAAAUGAUGAUGAAGAUGUUCGGGCCCCUCAAGGCAAGCGUGGGCCCCCCUGUGUUAAGUCGAGGGAGGGGAGGUGGAAGAGGAGGUGCACCAGACCGCAAUCUCUGGACCUCGGAGCACUGCCGUCACACAAACCCGCAGCCCAUCACACAAUUCAGGAAAUAGAGGUGAUGCGUGACUGUGAGGGAUCAAGUAAUAGAAGAAGUGAUGCCAUUGGGUUGUGGCAACAUGUGGAGGCGGGGCUUCGGGAGCAGGCGGAGCAACUCCGUAAUGACCUCGCUGUGAGUCAUCAGCAGAGCUGCGAGCUGCAGGAGAGACUGAUGGUGUCAGAGGCCACGGUGCAUGCGCUAAAUGACCAACUGAAAGACUACAGAGAACUCCUCACGGAAAGUGCCGUUCAGAGGGACAGUAAACAAGUUCAGGUGGAUCUUCAGGAUUUGGGUUAUGAGACGAGUGGCAGAAGUGAGAAUGAAGCUGAGAGAGAGAACGCCAGCAGCCCGGAAGUGGAUGAGUUGGAGACAUGCGUCUCUCUCUCGGGUGCGGUGAGCAGACGCGGGGGUUGGCACGGCGGCGGUACUCAGGUGGACGACCCCUCUUCUCUGAAGUGUUUGGUGCAGGACCUGCGUGCUCAGCUAUCUCGCUGCCACAAAGUCAUUGGCGGCCUGCAGCUGCGUGUACGCUCGCUCUCCGCCACCUCAGACUACGGGUCUAGUUUGGAGCGCACGCCGCGUAAGCAGGUGAACUGGGAGUUUCAGAGUGCUGGAGAUGAAGAUGAGGGCUGGCAGUCGGACGCGGGGCCGAUGAAACCCAGCAAAGAACUUCAGCAGCUGGUGAGUCGUGUGGCCCUGCUGGAGACCCAAAUGAAAAAGUCCAAGCUGGAGGGAAAGAGCGGCCCAGAGGAGGGUAAAUGUGCCACCUGGCCUGGGAAGUACAAUACGCUGAUCCAGGCACAAGCGAGGGAACUGUCCCAUCUGCGGCAGAGGAUGAAAGAGGGGCGGAGCAUCUGUCACAUCCUCACGCAUCAUCUGAGCGACACCACCAAAGCCUUUGAAGAGCUGCUGCGUGCCAAUGACAUCGAUUAUUACAUGGGCCAAAGCUUUCGAGAGCAGCUUUCCCAGAGUUCCUCGCUCGCUCAGAGAGUCAGCAGCAAGAUGAGCGGACGUUCUGAGCAGCAGGAAGAGGAUAAAACGCGUCACGAGCGUCUGGCGCACAGGUUGAAUAAAGACCUUCAACGGAAAGAUCAAAUCCACACCAAACUUCGGCCUGACACGCCCUGCAGCAGCCACGCCCCUUUUGAGACUACAGACCAAUCAGAUCACACUUCAUUUGUCUCUGAUGACAGAAUGUCCACCAAUGAGGAUUUAGAUGUGUGUUCAGACUUGGAUGUGGCCAUUGACUUUGCACAAGAAGACAGAGGUUUGUUUUUUGAUGCCUUGUCCAACUCCAAGCCUCUCAGUCAAAACCAGUCCUGGUCUGCCAACCUGACCUUUGACCCCAGCUCAUGCCAAGCUCUAGACUGCAGGAUUGCGAACGGUCACAGGCCACCAAUGAGAACUUUCAGCACCCCUCAUUCACUCUCCAGCUAUCAGCUCACGGCACACACACCGCAUUCCUUCAAUGACACACCCGUAUCCCAUCAUGCACCAGGACACAGCGCACACCCCUCACACACAAGCCUAAUGGAGAGCAGUGCAUUGUGCGGGAUGGCAAAUAUUCAAAGUUUUGAUGGGUCAUCUUAUUUCCUGUCUGGAAACAGCCAAUCAGGUGUGGAUGUGAUUGAAGAACACCUGAGAGAGGUUAGAUCUCUACGUCAGCGCCUGGAAGAUUCCAUCAGAACCAAUGAGAGACUGAGACAACAGUUACAGGGACGUCUGUCCACAACUGCACGAGAGACAGCGGCACCUACAAACAUCUACAUCCAGACACAUGACACAGUCAUUGAACUAACCAAUGAGAUUACAGCUCUGAAGGAGGAAAAUCAAGCACUGUUGUCCAGAUUACAAACCAGCACAGAGAGCAGUGAAGAGGCGGAGCAACUUCGAGAGGCUGUCCUUUCAUGCCGUGUUCGUUUGAAGCAGGCUGAGUUAGAGGCAGAGAGAUGGAAGGAGGAGUUAAGACGGCUGCAGACACACAACUGUAGUCAAAGUCAACAAAUUCACCAGCUGCGACAGGACAGACAGAACAGUCAAGAGCACAGCAACAGACUGCAGCAUGAAGUGAGUUUACUACAACAGCAGCUCACUGAGAGCAGACAACUGCUUCACUCCCUUCAGUGUGAACUACAGCUGCACGAGCGCGUGUGGAGAGAAAGAAAGAGCGCCCCCACAGGAUAUGCAUGUGAGGUGCAGUACCCGUCAGUGGAAUUGCGGGAGGUGUUAUUGGAGGUUGGGGCUCUGAGGGUCCAGCUGGAGCACAGCGUCCAGGAGAACAGUGCUCUCCGUCUUCAGCUGCAGAAACAGUUGGAUCAGUUUGUCGAGCUGCGUCCCUCUCCCAUAUUUCCUGUCAGCCCGCUGAGAGAUGCGCUUUACCGCAGACAGUUACUGCACGACCCGUCUCCCUCUCCUCCGGUCAGAGACGUCGGCCCUUUUCCAUCUGGACUUCUGCACUCUCCGUUCUCAGAGCUGGAGGAGAACGCUGUGAACACGACUGACUCACUGGAGUGUCACAGCGAUCUGGAAGGAGAAGCUCCGGAUGGCUCGUUUGCCAACCGUAACGGGCGUCAUGUGAUCGGCCAUGUGGACGACUACAGCGCGCUGCAGCAGCAGGUGCUGGAGGGAAGCGGGUUGGUUCGGCGGAUGGAGGCUGUGCUUCAGUCCUGCCUCAACAGCGCACUGCUGGAGAUCAACAGCGGCAAGAUGCUGGAAUAUGAGGCAGUAAGGACGUUGCUCUCCGACACCAAGACUUUGCGCCAGAUUCUGGACGAGGCUGCGUCUCUUCUCAAGAUGUUUUGGCGUGCAGCGCUUCCGAGCAGCGACGGGCCCACCCAUCUCACCCAGAAGCAACAGUCCAUGCGCAAUGAGAUCCAGUCACUGCAUGUGAGGAUCGCGGAGCAGGAGGAAGUUCUGCAAGGUACCAUCCAGCGCUUGAGAAACAACAACCGCACUAAAGAGAGCAUGGAGGCUUUCAUUGUUAACCAGCUGUCCAGGACUCGAGAUGUCUUGAAGAAAGCCAGAGCCAAUCUAGAGGAAAAAGCUUCACAGGCGUCUAUGCAGGGCGUUCUGAUUGGGCUCUUGUGACCCCCUCACGUUCAGAGAUCACCAUGACAACAGCCAAUCAACAGCCAAUCAAGAAAAGCUGCAGGGGUGUGUUACAUUAAAGCAUCCCACCCAUCAUAGCCUCUCCUCUUUAACGAUCUCAUUUUGUCCUCUGUACUUUCAGAAUAGGCAUGAAGUUUUUCUCUUGAAAAAUUAAUGUUUUACACUUUUGUUGCCAUAGAAUGUGUGUGGUUAUCACGAUAAACAGUGGACUGUUACGAGUAUUGGUGUCCUAUAUAAAUAUCUGCACUUCUGCCGCUCUGAGACACCAAGAGACCUGCCGUGAAAUUACCUCCCAUCUCUCUAAGAGUUUUAUGCAAAAGCAAAGUAACAGAGCCCUGUUGCAAGAAACCCCUUAGAGUAAGGAAGCCCUUCCUUUUAAUUGUUACAGUAUUGUUGUUGAGGGGUUUCUUGCAAGCUGGCCCAGACCCUGCCGGUUUGAUCUACAUUUACAUUUACAUUUAGUCAUGUGGCAGACGCUUUUAUCCAAAGCGACUUACAGUGCACUUAUUACAGGGACAAUCCCCCUGGAGCAACAUGGAGUAAAGUGUCUUGCUCAAGGACACACUGGUGGUGGCUGCUGGGAUCGAACCAGCAACCUUUGAUUUACCAGUUCAGUUGUUUAACCCACUAGACCACCAUCUCCUGUGGUCUGCAUUAACCUGAACUAACGCAUGUGCAAUAAGACGUUUGGAUUCCUGCUAAAUGAUGUACUGCUUUCACAUGCUUGACACUAUUCUUCAGUACGAAAUGGUAUGUUUGGUAUUUGCAUGGCGAGAGUGAAAUAAAAGUAAACAAGCAGCAGUUUUUGUGAGGUUCACCAGAACGUGCCAAAGUUUGGAUGGGUAAUUUCCCUUAACACUGACAUUUCUGGAGGUUUAUUUGCUGAUGCCUGCAUGUAAACUGACUUUAAUAACUCUUUCAGCUUGAUUAAGCUGGUGAAAUUGUUUAUAAAUAACCUGUUCUUAAAUAAAUGGGUUCACACUUUAGAAAUCUGCAAAUUUCCACAGUUAAAUGUAUGUUAUGUACUUGGAAUAAGUGUGCUUUAAUAUAUGACAGCCCUUGUGCAUAUCUAACCCAUGGCAGUGUUGUAGACACGACAAACUUUGGCAUGAUUUCGGUGGGACCAGUUUCAGAUAUUACAAUUAAAAGGCCAAUGGAAGGCAUUAGAUGUGUGCUGUGCAAUCUUACUGCUUUAAUAGAUGUACAUACAGUAUAUGACUGUUAUAUAUGUGGUUCACUAUGUUUGCGAUGUGCUACAAGCCAUUUUCAAAACAUUGGAAGCUGUGCAACGGCCAACUUAUCAUGCAUUACGAUAACUUUACACAUUGUGUACGGGCAAUUUAUUGCACCAAUCAAAACAUCACUUGUGAAUUGCCUAAAGCGUUUUGGAGUUGUCUUUGCAUUCAUUUGAUCAAAAAGAAGAAAAAACACUCAAGCUCACAAGCAACAUCACUAGUCCAUUCUGCUUUGCCUUUUCACGGCCAUACAUUUCAGCAAACACUUUGUAGCGAGAAGUGCAAUAUCAGUGUUAGUGUGAAUGCCAUGUUUGGCCUUGUAUCAGAGACAAAAAACAAACAAAUGGUUUUAAAAGCAACCACAAGUCUUAAUAAAAUGAAUGUUUUGGAAAACAUGCUAAAGCUUAUAAAGAUGAGCAAAUGUUGGUUAAGAAACUAAACUGUAUAGGAUGUAUAUAGUGCUUAAAUUGUUUAAUAGGACUUAAUUGUUGUCAUAGUUGCAUAUGAUUGUGUAAUGUAAUAAAAGGUACCGACACAAGAGUCAAUGCGACUCUGAGUCUGAAGCUAACAAAUAUGUUGCAUUAUGAAAGCUGCU
Molecule: messenger RNA, 9430 nt
Organism: Triplophysa dalaica
Lineage: Eukaryota; Metazoa; Chordata; Actinopteri; Cypriniformes; Nemacheilidae
Product: myomegalin
Exons: 39
Coding region: 797-7579 (2260 amino acids)
Cellular component (GO): microtubule organizing center
Source: RefSeq, a predicted model, not a curated record